AACGCCUGUUUCUACCAGUUAAAAUAAAUCGUUUGGAGUACAAUGUAAUAACAAUGUAACAAUUCAUAGUGAAUAUCGCAUUCACAGCUUAAAAUGAUGUAUUGUUUUUUUCACUUAAUUCACAUCUUUAUAUUUUAUUUGCAUGAUGCAUUGCAUGUUUCAAUCUUGGAAUGCAUAUCUUUUUUUUUUUAAUUAUUUUUAUGCACUUUUGAUACAGUCCCUUAAUUUGCUCAGUGAAUGUCUAACGAACGUCCAACAUAAAACCAACAUUACCGCACCUGGUUAUGUAUACAUGAAACCAUGUGCAUUUAUACCAUAUGUUUAAAACGUCUAUUGCUGUUUGCACUAUUGGAUGCUGAUUUGAUGCCUCUCAUGACAAUAAAGUGUAAUCAAUCUAAUCUAGAUAAUGUGAAGGUGUGUUUUGGAAAUAUGUUCAUCAAAUUCCCUCAAGAGAGUACCAGAUCCAUGAUCCUUAAAGACCAUGAGCAGCUUGACAAGGAAAUAACUGACCUCCGCAAACGAUUAAAAACAAAAAUAAAUCGUCUCAAUGACUUGCAAGGUAAGCCUGAACUCAGAGGAUACAACCUUUCUCCUCUGAGCAGUGAUGAGAUUAAAGCAAUUAACAACCUCCUUAAGAAAUAAUAUCCACUAGCUUCUCGGACUGUCUUGAACCUGAGGGUAAUGUUUGGACUGGACUGUUACCUGUGCGUCGGAGCACUGAAGUGUCUGCAAACCGCCUGUGACUUUACUAACUCAGCAGAAGAACUUUUUUCAGUUGACUUUUGGUGACUAGCUCACACAAUGUGUCUUUUCAUCAUUCAGUGCUUUUACAUGGCAUUUGUUUAAAAGUCUUGCCUGCGUUUUGUGGUGUGAGAAACACAAUUGUUGAAGAGAGUAAGCCAAAAAUAAUGCUAAAAUGCUUGGGUGGGUAUUAACACAACAUGUAGCUUGUAUGUUGUUACUUUCACAGGUUCUGUUAUUAAUGGCAAGCAAACACAAUUGUUGAACUUUCGAAUUCAAUGAAGUGUCCGUCAAAGUCUGAAAACUCAUUUCUGCAGUAAU
Molecule: messenger RNA, 1062 nt
Organism: Sinocyclocheilus anshuiensis
Lineage: Eukaryota; Metazoa; Chordata; Actinopteri; Cypriniformes; Cyprinidae
Product: p53 and DNA damage-regulated protein 1-like
Exons: 3
Coding region: 301-642 (113 amino acids)
Biological process (GO): protein folding
Cellular component (GO): prefoldin complex
Source: RefSeq, a predicted model, not a curated record